Molecule: messenger RNA, 341 nt
Organism: Cylicocyclus nassatus
Lineage: Eukaryota; Metazoa; Nematoda; Chromadorea; Rhabditida; Strongylidae
Source: the annotation of a GenBank genome assembly
GCUGUGGGUAAAGCAACCGCCCAUGACCGCCGUAGGUUAGGAAGGAAGUUCGAGAGAAGAAGAUAGUGGUUGCAAGUGUUUCUCAGGACGGCUGUUAUAUGAAGAAUCCAUUCACUCCAUAAUGUCCGAAGAAGUAACAGUCAAAGAUGAUGUGGAUAUUGUAACACCAUUUCUAAUCUUCCUUGCUGUAGGAUUCUUUUUCGGAAUCAUACUAUGCUACCUGCAUAUUCGUAUGGUCAAGUCCAUGGUUGCAGAACGACUUUCACACAUUCCGAAAGCAAAGAAAGUGAAAGUGAAAAAGAAGAAAAAGAAGAAGAAAAGAAGAUAAGAGGCUGUGUGGU